UCGAGCCAAGACCCAAACAAAAUCAAAUUUCAUUCCACGAUCGAAGUGAGAGAGUCGAGCCAAGACCCAAACAAAAUCAGAUUCCUCACUCUCUUCUCUCUCCUUUACGGCUGUUACGGUCGCUGCUCUGCUGCUGCUUCUGGUGAUAUUUCUGACUGUUUGACACCUAUAAAAAGACCUCGCCCCCAUUAAAGCUAUUCUCCUCCAUCUAUAGUCUAUACCUACGCUUAGAUACACAGCUCGGUGUCUUUCUCCCCUUCCCCCAAUUUUUUGGAGAGAAACAGAGAAUGUAUGCAGAAACUGGGCUUAUGUUCCCAUACUUCUCUCAAGAAGCUCAGCAGUUUGAUGAUUUUGGCUGCUCACAAAGGCCUAAUUCCUCCUUGGGCAUAACAAGCAGCCUCAUGCAAACAUCCACCAUAUCAGAUUACAACCUGGGGGGAGAAGGUGAUCUCUUCAAGGCACCUGAACCAGUAAUCGGAGAACCAUUAAUGGCUGUGGAUCCAAUGACAGCUGCUAUCUCAAUGAUCUCCUGUGGAGAAGACGUGAUCUCCCCCCAGUCGCUAACAGUAUCUGAUAUCGAGUCGUCUAUUGAGAGUGGAAGCUCAUCAGUGAGGUUUUAUGAAUGCAGAAAGGAUCUUUUGGCACAGCAAGGGAAUGGGACGCCACUCUGUGAUGCCCUGAGUAUCAAGAUUCCGUCUCUACAGAUAGAUGAGAACAUUGUUGUUGACGAGAAGCUGUUUGCGGAGGGCGCACUCCAGAAAAGUCUUAGCUCGAGUUGUCUAAGACCUGUGGACGGUGUGCAUGAGGCUCCACUGAGGCCAAGAUUCUCGAAUUUCCCAAAUUGGAUAAUACUCUUGAUAACGAUGUUAAAAACAAGUCUAGAGCAGUCCUCGGUGGUGCAACCUCGGGUUAUAAGCAGCUGCCGUUCUGAAGAUCGCAAGGAAAAGCUGUCUAGAUACUGGAACAAGAAGUCCAAGCGAAACUUUGGAAGAAAAAUCAAGUAUGCUUGUAGGAAAGCCUUGGCUGACAGCCAGCCUCGAAUCCGCGGAAGAUUUGCCAAGAUGGAGGAAAUGGAAAGCCCUAAGAUGCAGUAAUGUCUGUAUUAUUGAUUAUGGAUAAGGAUACGUAGAGGUGAUCACCAUGAUCAUCAACUCACCUCCCAACCUAUCUUAACAUCCCUCAUAAUGUCCAUCGUGGCUAAACUAGAUAUGUAUAUACUGUUUGUUUAAUGCUACACCAAUAAUAUGUAUGAUUUCAUCAAUCUGUAGUUACAAUUUCCCUUUAUUAUA
Molecule: messenger RNA, 1289 nt
Organism: Salvia splendens (bonfire salvia)
Lineage: Eukaryota; Viridiplantae; Streptophyta; Magnoliopsida; Lamiales; Lamiaceae
Exons: 5
Coding region: 288-1094 (268 amino acids)
Biological process (GO): regulation of flower development
Cellular component (GO): nucleus
Molecular function (GO): protein binding; DNA-binding transcription factor activity
Source: RefSeq, a predicted model, not a curated record